Messenger RNA from Pseudogymnoascus verrucosus, 1036 nucleotides. RefSeq lists its product as uncharacterized. The transcript has a single exon. The coding region runs from base 244 to 792 and encodes 182 amino acids. The record is from RefSeq and is a predicted model, not a curated record. NCBI's taxonomy places the organism in Eukaryota, Fungi, Ascomycota, Leotiomycetes, Thelebolales, Thelebolaceae.
CGUUGACAUAUCAGCCCGAAGUUAAAUAUCACAGCCCUGUGGACUGUGAAGUAUUCAGGUAGGCUGUGUCUUUAAGUUGGUGAUUUCAAGUUAAAUAUUAAAGCAAAGACGCUUGAACAAGUCUCAUUAUCAUCGUGUUUCCUGUGUUCCCAAAAAGCUGUUGCUAUCACUAACUUGAAAACCCAACUUCCUCUCACUCACCUCACAUUUUUCUUAAAUCACUGCCUCAAAACGCCAUCUGCAAUGUCCCAACCACUUGUUUUCAUCCUCGAAGGCUUAUCCAAAGGUUCCAACGCCACAGUAUCUUCCCAGAAUCUCCAAGGCGUCAAGACCCCAUUCUAUGCCAUCCAACCGUCCCCAAACAAAAAGUCCAACCUCGCCAUCACCCGUGCGUCUCCAGACGCUUCUCAAGUUGGAACUAUACAAUUCCACACACUAUCCUCGAAAAUAGAACUCGUCCUUCAAUACGAAACAGUCUCCAUGCGCCACGAUGAACUUACAGGGAGCCGACAUGAAUUCACUAGCCCUACCGUUAGGGGUGAUAAGCUCUCAUGGAAGGAAGAUAGCCUCUUUGGCCACGGAUUUAAACUCGUGAGCCCAGAUGGACAACUACUGGCACGUUUUCGACGCACAGAUAAAUCAGCUGGGACGGGUUGCUUUGAGGUUUUUAUCACGGCUGAGGGGGGAUUGCUGGAUCUUAUCCUUUUGAGCGGAAUCGCGGCAGCUGAGUAUCGGAGGAGAUCAAAUAUCGAACUUGCUUCUGUUGGGGACAUUUUGGGACAGCUAUUGUAGCUUUGUUUGGGAAUUAUUGGCCGGCGAAACUCGUCGGGAGAUUGAAUAACUGGGAACUGCGAGAGGUCGUACGGGAACUGUAAAGAGAUUCGUCACUCGAAAUGAUUUUAAUCUUUACAUUAGACACUUAUUUGGCUCAUUGCUCCAUUUAGGAACUUUAUCUUCAUCCUUGCAUCUUCGACCUUGUAUCUCGAAAGCGAGCGCUGCAUUUUGCCGGAUUUGGAAGCGGUAGUGGCUGUUCCGC